Anolis sagrei ordinatus is the source of this 576-nucleotide messenger RNA. RefSeq names its product 14 kDa phosphohistidine phosphatase-like. Gene Ontology annotation, molecular function: protein histidine phosphatase activity. Gene Ontology annotation, cellular component: cytosol. Gene Ontology annotation, biological process: peptidyl-histidine dephosphorylation. The record is from RefSeq and is a predicted model, not a curated record. Lineage: Eukaryota; Metazoa; Chordata; Lepidosauria; Squamata; Anolidae.
UGAAGUCCAGAACGCCUGAAGGCUGAGUUCGACAGAAGCCGCGACCCGAAAGCGUCCUUCGCGAGGCGAAGCCAUGGCGGCGGAGCUGAGUGCGGUGCCAGAAGUGGAGCUGGACGCCGAGGGGACCUUCAAGUACAUCCUUGUGAGGGUCCAGCGCGGGGGCGGCGGGGGGAGCGAGGAGCACCGCGACAUCGUCCGGGGCACCGCGGCCGCCGAGUUCCACAAUCAUAUAUUUGAAAAAGUCAAUCCAGAAAUGGAAAAGCUGGGCUUUGUAUGCAAAUGUCUUGGAGGAGGAAAAAUAGAGCAUAAUAGCAAAGACAAGAAAAUACGUGUAUUUGGACUUUCUACAGGGUAUGGUAAAGCUGAUCAUUCUGCGACUGUAGAAAUAUUGAAGAGAAUGUAUAAGGAUUAUCAAAUCACCUGGUCAGAUGACAAGAAGUGAACUGCUGCUCUGUAAUGUAAAGUACAAAAGCAAUUUACUCUUCCAUUUAACACAAUAUAUGCUUGAUUUCUAAUUAUCUCAGAAAGUACAAUGAGUGAUCGUGUUGAUGAUAAAUAAAAAAACUUGAAUGUGAA